Messenger RNA from Zychaea mexicana, 2940 nucleotides. RefSeq lists its product as uncharacterized. The transcript has 4 exons. Bases 276 to 2732 code for a protein of 818 amino acids. The record is from RefSeq and is a predicted model, not a curated record. Lineage: Eukaryota; Fungi; Mucoromycota; Mucoromycetes; Mucorales; Lichtheimiaceae.
UGAAACUUUUUCAGCACCCUUUGUUUCAAAAAGACGACCUGUGAAUGCUGUUCAGUGUGCCAUGCAUGGCUUUGUUGAUACACACGUUGUGGGUGGUCCAAAGCAAAAUAUUUGUAAACUCUUGUGCCCAUCCUGCCAGUGUACAAACUUUGUUAUUGACAUUAGCUGUUUCAAAACAAGCGUACCCAAAGUCCAAGAAAUUAUGCAAACUUACCUAGCGGAUUUGAGCAAACUUCACCGGCCUGGAUGUUUCUGGAAACUUGAUAAAUGUUCCGAUGACAUUUACGCGUUUCCCCUUCGCACUUCAACUGAAUUUGGCUAUGGAGUUUCCUGAUUCUCCCGACUACAUUCCUGACAAGGUCGUUGAAGUAACUGAAAACACUGAUGCUCCGAUGGAUGAUCGAGUAGAAAAGGAGAAUGCAUCUGUCGAGGGCGAAGGUUCUGUUAUAGCCAAGGACACUGUCACUGCUACUUCUCCUGCUGAGGAAGCGACUGUUGAAGAAGAGACUGAAGUAGCGCUUGACGAAAGCAAUACACUUCUCGCCGAAUCGCAGGAAAAACAAAAGGAGCCAGAACUCGUUGAGCAGCCUGAGUCGGCUACCGUCACUCCACCUACUGCCGCCAAAGAGGCAGAAGAAUCCGAGACUGCUCACGAGAUUGAAGAUGAGUUGAUCGAUUAUAUGGAAUCUGAACCAGAGGACGAGGACGAAGCUGAGCCUGUUGCUGUAUCUGCUGUCGAUGCUGAAGCCACAGAAAAGGAUGGCCAUCUUGACGAAGCUACAGCUACAGCAGCAGCAGCAGAUGUUGAAAUUGACGUUUCUUUGUUGGACGAUGUGCAGACGUCAACGGCGAUAUCGACAACAGUUUCGACACCUGUGCCAGAUCAGCUACAGCAAGCCAAUGAAGACGAUAUCAACGCUGCUAUUACACGACAGAGUCCUCCUUCGUCCGAACAAGAACAAGAUACAGAUGUCUUCAGGUCCGAUCUUGAAUUGAAUGAAAAAGAAACUAUGGCCUCUCAUCCUGGUGAUGAGCAACAACUUGAAGUCCAAGACCAAGAGCAAGGUUCCACCGCCGACGAUGUGUUCACGUCAUCCGGUGUUCAAAUUGAAGAAAUCGAUGGUUUGGUGGAAGACAUGGAUGGUGUAGAGUUCGUCUGGCCUCAAGAUGGCGAAAAAGUAUCUUCUUCAGAUCAAGAAAAGGAGGUUGGCCCUAUCAGUAUGGAAGAGGAUGGACAAGUUGCUUCCACAGUGCCGGUUGUGGGUGACCAAGAUAGCAAGGUGUUUGAGCGAGAUGCUGUGGACGACAAUGAUGUCGAACGAGUAGUUGAAGAUGCGGACAUGGCCAUUGAGAGUCAACAAGCUAUUGUUGAUGUUAAUGAGCCUGAACCGCAACAAGAAGAAGAAGAGGCGGAACAAGAAACAGAGCAAACCCCUCCUGUGGCCACGGAAGAUUCGCCGGAGGCACUUGUGGCUGGUCCGGCUGAACAGCAUCAGGUUGGCGAUGAUUUUGUUACCAAGGAAGGCUCGGAUCUCCCCCUUACCGACAACAAGGAAAAUGACGAGAUGCAGGAGAUACAAGGUACGGUCUCCGUGUCAUCACCCAAGCCUGAGCAAGACGACGAUCCCUCCGCCAAGGAUAACGGCGACAAUGAUGAUGUAGAAGCCCUCCAAAAGGAGCCAUCACCAGUGGUUGAAGGGCUGGACGCGCUAGAUGAUGACAAUACGAAGCAGCAGCCCGAACAGCAACAACAACAACAAAACGACGACGAGGCUACUGCAGCUCAAGUUGAAACCACGGCCGUUAUAGAUGAACAAGGCGAAAAAGACGUUAUCGAAACGACACAACAGGCUAGUAAUGAUGAUGAUGGUAAUGAAAGCGCGAUAGCAACUCAAGUAAAUACAGCUCGACUCGGACAAGCCAACGACAAGACUCUCACAGAGACAGCGAUGUCAGCUGACAACGAAGUCGCUCGACCUGAAGACAACAUUCAAGUUGAAGAAAUCGAAACAGUAACUGAAAUCGAACAAGCUAAAGUGACAACAGCAACGGCAACUGAUGAUGUACAAUCUGAGAGUGUCGUAGUAACUGCUGGAGCAGAGGAAGAAAAAGGGACUACUGCAGCAUCAUCGCCAUUAGUAACAGAAGCUGACGUUCUUGGAACACCAACGGAAGACGCUUCUGAAGAGCAGCAACAGUCUUUGACGGAGAAUAUUGAUACAUCAGUCUCGACGCCUCAGCUACUGCAGUCAAUGGAGGACGCGCUAGGUCAAUCACCCAGCCAUCCCGUUACUGAAGAUACCCGAGUUGCUGAACAAGUCGCCGAGACCCUUGCAUCGGAAGAAGUAACUCCAGUAGCAGCAACAGCAGCAGAAGUAGAUGCUAUUCACAAUGGCAACACCGCUACUACCACUACCAUGUUGACUUUUAAGGAUCCCGAAGUUGAUACAAUGGUGGAGGAUGAAGUCGACAGCAGUGUAGCUGCAGGUGCUGAUGAAAAUAUUGAAGAGGGUAAAGAUGUUGAACAAGUACAAGGAGGCAGUGCAGGAAUGGUUGGUACCAAAGGUGAAAAAAUGGAAGAGGACAUGGUGGAUCGAGACGGUGAUGUGGGCAUGCAAGAAGUAGUGGAUGAGGAGAUGGAUAAUGCAGAAGAAGAGCAAGAAGAUGGGACCAUGGAUGAAGAAAACGCACAACCUGCUGCUGCUGCUGCUUCCGAGAAUACACAACUGUGAUAAACUUUCACUACUGAAGUGUAAGUGUGCCAUUUCUGUAAUUUGCUCUAAUCUUUCUUAUUUCCUUGUUUCUGAUUGCUAAUGUAUCUUUUUUUUUUUCUUGACAGUAUUGAUUUCCAAAUAACUUUGCGAAACCGCUUCUUAGUUUUAAGAAUACCUGUCACAUUCUUUUUUUAUCGUUGCACAUAUCUCCCCUUAUUGUAGUUAU